This is a messenger RNA of Cylicocyclus nassatus, 824 nucleotides long. NCBI's taxonomy places the organism in Eukaryota, Metazoa, Nematoda, Chromadorea, Rhabditida, Strongylidae. The record is from the annotation of a GenBank genome assembly.
AUGGUCUACGAAGAUCGCACCGUACUUGACUGUCAAGAUCGUGCACAGUUAAGAUGGGUGCUGCUUUUGUUUAUCAAAGUUAUCCAGAAUGUGGUUGAAUUUCUUGCCGUGGGAACUUAUGCUUAUCUGGCUCGAAGCCUCUGGAAAAAGAGGGUGUACAACACAAACUUAUCGUUGCUUUUGAUAUUCCUUCCGAUUCCUUCGGUGAUAGGAAUCUUGAUGUACACAGCAAGAGAUGUAAUCAUGUUCACUGGCUGUACCUCGGAAACCAUCAUCAUGAUAGUGGACUCCGUGCAAAAUGCAGGGAUGUUCGGCGGUGCACUCAAUCUGCCAAACUUCGUCGUUGACCGUCUUUGUGCCACCCUGAUGCCAACAAUGUAUGAGAGUAAACGUUUUCCUUGGAUUGCCUUAACAAUGAUCCUCAUACAGCUUGUGCUCACUUCCAUGGUUGUGCUUGCUUAUCAAACAAGGAUGAUCCCUUUUCUCUAUCAGACGAUUAUCUUCACAAUCUCAUGCGUUAUGUCAGUUGUGGUAUUCUCAAUUCUUCCCGCAAUUACCAAGAAGAUUCAUGAACAUCAUAGAAAUAGCCAGGCUCCCGUGACAAUCCUUGUAUCAAUACUGGUCAUGACCCACUCUCAUCCGAAACUAAUGCGUGCUCUGCCAUGUAUGAGGAAAAAAACACAAAUAGCUCCUCCAUGCAACAUGACAGUGAUAUCUAGUGAUGGUCGCAUUUUGUCGUUCUCGGCCGUUGAAGAACAGAAGAUCUACUUUGACAAUUACAAGACGAUGUGGACAAAGUAAAAUUGCUGUAUGCAAUGCUUACC